Molecule: messenger RNA, 1689 nt
Organism: Bemisia tabaci
Lineage: Eukaryota; Metazoa; Arthropoda; Insecta; Hemiptera; Aleyrodidae
Gene: LTV1
Product: LTV1 ribosome biogenesis factor
Biological process (GO): ribosomal small subunit biogenesis; ribosomal small subunit export from nucleus
Cellular component (GO): nucleus; preribosome, small subunit precursor; cytosol
Source: RefSeq, a predicted model, not a curated record
GCCGUGGUUCUCCAUCAGAAAUAGGGGGAAAAAUCGCCUCGUUGGUUUGGCCAGUAUCAACCCUCCUUUGUAUUCUACAUAUUGUUAUUUAAACAAAAUGCCAUCAAAGAAAAAGAAGAAGUUUGGAAAGGAUUCCGUAACCUUUGCGCUUGUACACAGGAGUCAGAGGGAUCCGUUGUAUGUGGAUGAAACGGCUCCCCAGCAUGUUCUUAAGCCUCUUGAAGAUCCUAAGAAAAAGCAUCUAACUCCUGAGGAACGCAAGGAAGAGCAGAGGAAGUAUGGCGUGUACUUCGAUGAUGAUUAUGACUACCUGAAGCAUUUGAUGCCAGUUGGUGGGCCCCAAGGCGGCUAUGAAUUGGAACCGGUAGUUCAACAAAAUGUGGAGAAGGAUGAUGAAAUGCUGGAAGCCGGAUCAAGCGAAAAGCCCAAAAUCAAACCUUCAUCCAGACCCAAAAUAAUGCUUCCUUCAUCCAUGUUCGCGUCUGAGUUCGAAGAGGAUGUCGGACUACUCAAUAGAAAUCCACCUUCAUCUGGUUUAAACUUGGACUUAGACCCAGAUAUUGUUGCUGCUAUGGACGAAGAUUUUGAUUAUUCUGAUCCUGAAAAUCAGUUAGAAGAUGAUUUUGUACUCAAAGCAAACAUGCCUGGCUUAGAUGAUGGUGACGAUUACAUUGGUGAGGAAGAUGAAGAUUAUUAUGAUGAAGAACGUGAUGAUGUGGGGAGUAUGGGGGCAAUGAGCGAUGAUGAUUUUGAUACCAAGUCACGAUUCACAAAUUACUCCAUGUCCAGUUCCAUCAUUCGUAGGAAUGAAAAAUUGACCAUAUUGGAUGACAAGUUUGAAAAGAUGUUCGCUGAGUACGAUGAUGGAGAAAUUGGUGCCCUUGAUACUGAAGAAAUUGAAGGUCAAAUUCCAGCAUCGUCUUCCAUGCUUGAUGGCGCUGCCCAGGAGUUAAAAAAACAUCAGCAUAAAGCUGAUGGUCUAUCUAAGGAAGAGAAAGAAAUAAUCUUGCAGAGAGCUGAAACAGCCGAGGAAAAUACAGCCGAGGAGGAGAUGGAUCGUCUUGAAAUUAAACCAAAAGAGUUUUGGGACUGCGAGUCGAUUCUAUCCACGUACUCAAAUAUCUACAAUCAUCCUAAACUUAUCCAAGAACCACCCAAGGUCAACAAAAUAAAAUUCAAGAAAGGCAUUCCUGUUAUCAGUGAAAAACUUACCCAGGCAAACUUAGAUAUGAUGAACAAGAGAGAUGAUGAAAAAGAUGAUGUUCGCUCAGUUCUCUCAUCUGUAUCUAGACUUUCUCUUUCUGUUCGACCAAAAGAAGAAACAUCAAGUGAAAGGAAGGAUCGGAAAAAUCUAGUCAAACAAAUCAGGAAGGAAAGACGUGUAGAACGGAAGAUGAACAAGCUAGCUUUCAAAGAGGAAAAGAAAAAGUUUGAAAAGGUUUUCACCAACAAUCAAAUCAACGCUCAGACUCUAGCUCUAUAGAUAGUAUGUAUGAAUACACUCCCGCAUAAUGACUCAUGUUACAUCCCCUAUGAAUUAUUCUUUUAUCAAGUAAUUUUUUUCUUUCUCUUUCAUUUUCUUCGUUGAAUGUACCCAAUUUGUAAUUUUUGUAGAUUGAUUUUUUAAGUAUACAUUUAUCCAUCGUUAAUAAUCUUCCGACUGAUAUUUUCUCCUCCUCAGGUUUGGCA